Nannospalax galili (Upper Galilee mountains blind mole rat) is the source of this 2885-nucleotide messenger RNA. It is a transcript of the gene Pus7l, whose product is annotated as pseudouridine synthase 7 like. Lineage: Eukaryota; Metazoa; Chordata; Mammalia; Rodentia; Spalacidae. The record is from RefSeq and is a predicted model, not a curated record. The transcript has 10 exons. Bases 157 to 2367 code for a protein of 736 amino acids. Gene Ontology annotation, cellular component: nucleus. Gene Ontology annotation, biological process: pseudouridine synthesis. Gene Ontology annotation, molecular function: pseudouridine synthase activity; RNA binding.
GGAGGAACUCCUAGUGUAUCACUGAGCGUCUUUAAGUGGGAGCCUGCCCCUUUAAAUCUGGUGGCUGAGUCGGAGGCCAGAAAUAGGAAGGCUUCCGGGCAUGCGCAGUGCCCUAACGAAAAACCGCGGUCUCCCUGCCUUGAGGCAUUGUUAAGAAUGGAAGAAGAUACAGAUCAUGGAAUGAGGUUUAGUUCCUUAUGUUUCAUUAAUGAUCAUGUUGGAUUUCAGGGCACUAUAAAAGCCUCACCAAGUGACUUCAUUGUUAUUGAGAUUGAUGAACAGGGACAGUUAGUUAAUAAGACCAUUGAUACAUCUGUUAACGAGAUUAGCAAAAUACAACGUGAGUCAAAUAAUUGUGUCAAAAAAUCAAGACUAAAUAUUCAAAACGUAUCCUCUGAACACAGAAGUAAUCAAAAAGUUGACACCUCGGAUGGUGACCAAGAUCAUUUGUCUGGUUCAGAAAAAGAAGAUACUGUCAAUGAUGUGACUUCUAAAUGUGAAGAAGAAAAACUUGAUUUAUUAAGUUCCCUUUUAGAUGAAAAAACUAAUAAAUCACUGGAUCAGUUUGCCUGUGAUAUCAAAGAGAUAUGGGAUUCAAAAACGGAGUUAAUUGAACCAUUUCGGGAAUUCUCAUUAGGUAGGAUCCUUAAUAAAAACCAAAGGGCUGUUUUACAUAGUGCUGUGAAGCAGAAAUUUCCUUUUUUAAUAACUGUAGGAAAAAACAGUGAAAUUGUUGUAAAACCAAAUCUUGAGUAUAAAGAACUCUGUCAUUUGGUAUCUGAAGAAGAAGCACUUGACUUUUUCAAAUAUUUGGAUGCAAAGAAAGAAAAUUCCAAGUUCACCUUUAAACCUGACGCAAACAAAGAUCACAGGAAAGCUGUCCACCAUUUUCUCAACAAGAAGUUUGGGAACCUUGUAGAAACAAAGUCUUUUCCUGAACAGAAUCACAAUGCUGGUAACCUAAACUUAGCGGUAACAGUAAGGUUUCGGGGAAAAGCACACAGGAAUGGGAAAAGGUCUCUUCUUGGAGACCAGGAAGGAGAAGUAACGUACACAGCUUUUACCUUACAAAAGGAAAAUCUGGAGAUGUUUGAAGCAGUUGGAUUUUUAGCUAUCAAACUUGGUGUAAUUCCUUCAGAUUUUAGUUACGCAGGCCUUAAAGAUAAGAAAGCCGUCACCUACCAAGCGAUGGUUGUUAGAAAAGUGACUCCUGAGAGGUUGAAAAGUAUUCAAAAAGAAAUUGAAAAGAAGAGAAUGCAUGUGUUUAAUAUUCGGUCUGUGGGUGAUUCUCUUCGACUUGGUCAGCUCAAAGGAAAUCACUUUGAAAUUGUCAUCAGAAAUUUACAAAAUAAAAUUAAUGAUCCUGUAAGCCUGAGAGAGAGAGUUUUGGAGGCAAUAGAAAAUGUUAAGAAUAAAGGUUUUGUGAAUUACUAUGGACCACAGAGAUUUGGAAAGGGAAGGAAAAUUCAGACGGACCAAAUUGGACUGGCUUUGCUGAAGAGUGAAAUGAAGUGGUGUGCUUUACCCGUGCUACACUCUCCUGCUCACACACCAACCCCGGUACACGGAGGAAAGGACUGUGGCAGACAUGGGUACCACGGGAGAGGAUCAUUAGGAGCCACCUUUGAGGUAAAGGCCAUAAAAUUAUUUCUUACACCAGAAGAUGUGGAUGAUCCUGUAAAUAAAGCAAAGAAAUAUUUUCUUGACACUGAGGAUGCUAAAGGCACGCUUUCCCAGAUGCCCGAGUUCAGAGUCCGGGAGCGAGCCCUGCUGGAGUCCUUGCACCGCUUUGGCGUGGCAGAGGAGGGCUGCACCCGGGCGUGGCUCUCCUUGCCUCAUUCCAUGCGCAUUUUCUACAUCCAUGCCUAUAGCAGCAGGGUUUGGAACAAGGCUGCAUCCUACAGGCUCAGAACCUAUGGAACCAAAGUAGUGGAGGGGGAUCUGGUCUGUUUGGAUAAGGAUGUUGAUGAGCAAUUUCCAAGUAGUAAAGUUCAUCUGGUGACCGAAGAAGAGGAAUUGGCUGACACAUACUCAAUGCACCAGGUGGUUCUACCUGUACUUGGAUACAACAUUCAGUACCCGAAGAACAAAGUAGGGCAGUGGUACCAAGAAACACUUAAUAGAGAUGGACUGAGGACAUGUCGGUUUAAGCUUCCUGCUCUGAAACUGAAUGUCCCAGGAUGCUACAGACACAUCUUGAAACAUCCCCACCACCUCUCCUACCGGCUCUUAGCCCCUGAUGCUGAUGCUAAGGUCGAAGCCCCCCACACUGAUGAGACAGCGUCAUCUCUUUUCAUCUCUUUUGACCUUGAUGCUUCCUGUUAUGCUACAGUUUGUCUGAGAGAAAUGAUGAAGCACAACAUCUAAACUAGCACCCUCAAUGAAGUCGGCAUAAGGACCACUCCAGGAAGAGGCAGCAGCAUCUCCAGAACAUCUACCACAAGCUUUGUAAUUGUCUUUAAAUUCCACAGUAGCCUGAGAAAUUGGAGUUUGGUGUUUUCGUGUUCCAAGGGAUAUGUAGCAGUAAAUGUCAAUGUCAUCAUUUAAAUCUCUGUGACUUUAAAAGCCAUAUUUCGGUGACUUUUAUUCUAGUCACAAAUGUUAUAAUCUUUUUAGACUUCGAGGAACAUUUGCUACUGCAAGAUAACAUUUAAGAGAAACAUUGUGAAAUAACGUUUUCUACAGCUCCGCCUGAGGUAAAAUGAAAUGACAGUGACUCCCGGUGGUGAAGAUGAGCGGAACGGUUCAAUGCCGCUGCUGUCCCUUUCUGGUUUUGAAAUUGCUGAUGGCAGAAAUACACAAGGGAAAUGUCAUCCGUCUUCAUGAUGACUUUUUUUUGAGAUAAGCUUUGAAGAAGAUUAAAAUAAAUUUUUUCAUAUAAAUUU